UUGGAACAUACUUUUCGGUUUAUUAUCCUCAAAAUUAUGGAAAACAAAUAAUUAAAUGUUUUGGGGUAACACUGGAACCAAAAACUAAGAACUAUGCUUUUAUUUUAGAAGCACGAGAGGGAGACUUAUAUCAUUUUGCAUGUAAAAAAUUUGAUGAAUUUACAUGGAAGAAAAAAAUCAAGUGUUUAUGUGACAUUGUUAAAGGAAUUAAAGAAAUUCAUGAUAAGAAUAUUAUACAUCGAGAUUUACAUAGCGGCAAUAUUCUUCUAAAUGAAUUUGUGGAUCAUUCAUUGAAUACAUUUGGAUACGCUCACAAAAUCAAACAAUAUCAUCCAAAACAAUAUAAAAUUUGGUUUGGUGCUGAAAAGAAACGACUUGAAAUGAUUAGAUCAAAAAAACCAUUUGUAAAAAAACCAGGAUAUGAACAUCCGAAUUCUAGAUAUUAUAGCACAUCAUUAAAUUCUAUGUUAGAAUCCUUUAAUUCAACAAUAUCAGGUCAGGUAUUUUUAAUUAUUUCGUCAUAA
Diversispora eburnea is the source of this 524-nucleotide messenger RNA. NCBI's taxonomy places the organism in Eukaryota, Fungi, Glomeromycota, Glomeromycetes, Diversisporales, Diversisporaceae. The record is from the annotation of a GenBank genome assembly.